This is a messenger RNA of Haliotis rubra (blacklip abalone), 2413 nucleotides long. Its product is annotated as probable cytochrome P450 12a5, mitochondrial. Gene Ontology annotation, molecular function: oxidoreductase activity, acting on paired donors, with incorporation or reduction of molecular oxygen; monooxygenase activity; heme binding. The record is from RefSeq and is a predicted model, not a curated record. Lineage: Eukaryota; Metazoa; Mollusca; Gastropoda; Lepetellida; Haliotidae. The transcript has 10 exons. Bases 533 to 2137 code for a protein of 534 amino acids.
ACAGAACACAUUUAUUUACACGUGAAUGAAACCGCCAUUAGGAGGCAUUUAAUCAUAUUUGUAUCCCGCUCAUCCUUUAUCCAAAGGUCGAGCGCGAAGUAUUGAACUUGGAAAGCUAGCGUCACCGCCAAACUUGCAAGCAAACCCGAAACGGUUGUAAGACUAUGUGUAGCUUUGCUCGGGUUGUAAAUAGCUUUUCUCGGAGCCGCUUGAGUUGUGGUCAAUUUGCGCAUUGCCUGUGAAUGGUGUCAAUAGUGAGUGUGAUGGCUCGUUGUGACGGUGUUUUCGUUACUUGGUCGGUGUUUACUUGUUGCUUGUGCUUGUCUAUAUCCUCGGUUACUUGUGCUUGUCUAUAUCCUCGGUAGUCCCAUCACCUUUCAGAUCCGUGUGCAAAGCUAUCCCUCCAGUGGCGGAUCGGUACACAUGUACCUAAAGAUAUACGCGAACUACAUAAACCGUUGCCUCUCCCAGGUGAGACUCAUUCAUUGAACAUUACCAGGACAAGCCGAUAAGAUUAACAAACAACACGACGAUGUUCAGUCGAGAGGCACUACUCCGCGCUGAACGGGUGGCUACCAGGCAGCUCCUGCGUCUGCAACAACAGCGGUUUCGGGCAACGGUGACGUCGGUACAGGACCGCACCACGGAGCCUUCCCUGGAAGCUCAAACAGAAACGAGGUCCUUCAGUUCAGCCUUGCCCUUUGAUCAGAUCCCGGGGCCCAGGAGUCUCCCAGUUAUCGGAACACGUUGGCUGCACAUGCCAGGUGGCCCCCUUUACGGCAUGACCUUCUACGAGAAGACCUGCAAGCUAAGGUCUAUGUUUGGAGAUAUCAUACGAGAAGAAGUAGUUCCUGGGUUCAACUUGUUACAUCUGUACAAACCGGACGACUACGAGACUGUGUACAGGAAUGAUGGAAAGUAUCCGGUGAGGAACUCCUUCUUCAUGCUCCGGAGGUACAACAAGAAGUACAACGACGGCAUCCAUGGCAUCAUUGACAGUGAAGGCGAGUCGUGGCACCGACUUCGUAGACAGGUGCAGCAGAAGAUGCUUAAGCCCAAAGCUGUGUCGGCCUAUUUUAAUGACCAGGCCCAGGUCGCCGAUGACUUCAUCGACAGUUUACGCCAACAUAGGAACAACGACGACAUCAUCGAGGACUUGCUGCAGCACCUGUACACAUUUGCCGCUGAAUCUAUUGGGGUAGUGUGCUUUAACAAACGUAUCGGGGCACUAGACGCUAAUGCGGGACCUAACAGUGAAGCAAGACAGUUUAUCAACGCCGUUAGUGACGUGCUGCACGCAACCCACACCGAAAUGAAGAGUUUUUUUCUGUUCAUGUACUUCGACACCCCGAUGUUCAAACGUCUAGUAAAGGCCCAGAAUCUCAUCAGAAGCAUAUCCACUCAACAUGCCCAAGACUCCCUUAAGAGGGUGUUGGAGGCUUCGGCUAGUGGUCAAGAGAUUGAUGGGGAACACGGUGACCUCAUUCCAUACAUGAUGACCAAGACUAAUCUCAGCGAGGCGGAAGUAAUGACGGUUGUGUCCGAGUUUUUCUUCGGCGGUGUCGAUACUACAAGCCAUAUGCUCGGCUUCAUCCUGUACAACUUGUGCAAGAACCCGGAUGCCAUGGGGCGACUGAGAGAGGAGAUCGACACCAUUCUUACAGGUGGGCGUCCCCCAACAGAUGAAGAUGUUUCGAGGAUGUCUUAUCUGAAAGCAGUCUUCAAGGAGGCACUUAGGAUAAUUCCUGUUGCUCCUGGCAACGGCAGAUCAGCAACACGUGACCUCGUUCUUUCAGGCUACAGAAUACCAAAUGGGACCGUUAUGGCUCUCCACCAUGACGUCACAGGUCACGAUGACCAAUACUUCCAAGAGGCCGGUCUGUUCAAACCCGAGCGCUGGCUGAGGUCGCCGGAGAAUCAACAAACAGUUCAUCCCUUCGUCUUCAUGCCGUUUGGCUUUGGAGCCAGAAUGUGCGUUGGAAAGAGAUUUGCUGAACAGGAAGUGGCCCUUGCUCUCGUCAAGUUUCUGCAGAACUUUGACAUCGAGUAUUGCCACACAACAGAUCUGAAAUAUGAAAUGAACAUUGUGAACACCCCAUUAACGCCUCUCCGCUUCCGGUUAUCCGACCGGAAGUAAUCAGUGUUGAAUCCUGAUUGGCUGACUGAAACUCAAGUGUUGCCAAGUUCCCACAAGAGGGCAUAUGUUGAUCAAGGUGAAGGCCAUGUGCUGAGAACAACACCUUGUGAUAAUUUAUCAUUUGUGAAGAACGGAGUUAUACCGACGAACGAAGACGUUCUGUCUCUGUGUUAAACAAGUCGCUAACUGUAUAGUAUUACUAAAGUCGCUAAUUUUGACAUGUACUUGAAAGUAUGUAACGAGUUGACGCCAACUCUACACAUACCUGACGUCGUU